Molecule: messenger RNA, 1047 nt
Organism: Erpetoichthys calabaricus (reedfish)
Lineage: Eukaryota; Metazoa; Chordata; Cladistia; Polypteriformes; Polypteridae
Gene: ppifa
Product: peptidylprolyl isomerase Fa
Exons: 6
Coding region: 120-728 (202 amino acids)
Biological process (GO): regulation of mitochondrial membrane permeability involved in programmed necrotic cell death; protein peptidyl-prolyl isomerization; cellular response to hydrogen peroxide
Cellular component (GO): mitochondrion
Molecular function (GO): peptidyl-prolyl cis-trans isomerase activity
Source: RefSeq, a predicted model, not a curated record
UUUUUCUAUUUUAGGAAUCCGCGUGCAGCGCUUACUCUUUUGAAUUGUACUUCCUGCGUGUUGACAGACACAGCUUACACCGGCACUUACCUCCGAGCGUAGAGGUUCCGUUUGCUACGAUGCAGAACGUACUCAGGUCUGCGUUUUUAGCUCAAAGGCACCACAACGGCUGCGUCUUUGGGGCAGCUAUCUUCCACAUUAGCAGGCUUUGCAGCAGCACCGCAACAAGCAACAAGAACCCUGUUGUAUACUUUGAUAUUGCGGCGGACAAGGAGCCCCUUGGGAGGGUGACCUUUGAGCUGAAUGCUGAUCUGGUUCCAAAAACUGCAGAAAACUUCAGAACACUUUGCACUGGAGAAAAGGGCUUUGGAUAUAAGGGGUCUUUGUUCCACCGAGUGAUUCCUCAGUUUAUGUGCCAGGGUGGCGAUUUUACUAAUCACAAUGGCACAGGUGGAAAAUCAAUUUACGGACCAAGAUUUCCUGAUGAAAAUUUCGUUCUAAAACAUACAGGGCCUGGUGUGUUAUCAAUGGCUAAUGCUGGACCAAACACCAAUGGAUCUCAGUUCUUUAUCUGCACAGUCAAAACGGAGUGGCUGGAUGGCAAACAUGUUGUUUUUGGAAAAGUAAAAGAAGGAAUGGAUGUUGUUACUAAGAUCGAAAAAUUUGGUUCUAGAAGUGGCAAUACCUCUAAAAAAAUUAUCAUCACUGACUGUGGGCAGCUAGCAUAAAUGGAAAUCCCGCUCUUACAAAUAUGAACUACUGACUGUGAAUAAAUUGAUUACUGAAUUGAUCAGGAUUUUUAAUUUAUUUUAGUCUUCACAUUUUGUUGUCUUCAGUUUUCUUAGUUAAUUCAUAGAUCAUUUUAUUUGAGUGAAAAAAAUAUUUUCUUAGGAAUUAAAACAGAAACUUCAUCAUUAACACUGGUUUUCAUCACUGAGAAUAACAAAGAAUUUUCUAACAUAAAUUUGUAUUUUUCUAUGGCUGAAUAAAUAUGUGGUAAUUGCUGUAAAAGAUUUUCAUCAUUUCUAAUAAAUGGUGUGCAGUAGA